Molecule: messenger RNA, 1885 nt
Organism: Aureobasidium pullulans EXF-150
Lineage: Eukaryota; Fungi; Ascomycota; Dothideomycetes; Dothideales; Saccotheciaceae
Exons: 1
Coding region: 95-1849 (584 amino acids)
Source: RefSeq, a predicted model, not a curated record
CUCGAGAGGCCCCUGUGAGCUGUUCCAACAAUCAAAGCAGCAUCCGUUUUUUUUUUUCUAUUCUCGUCUUACAUUCGUUUGACUCCCGAACACUAUGCCUUCUUUCAUCUCAUUGGCGCUUGCUGCGCUGCCUCUGGGCCAUAUCGCAUUGGCCGAUCAGUCGCCCUAUACUGGUUCUGAGUUCCAAGACAAGGACUUCGGUCUUUACCCUACACAGACUUACGAGUCAUCUAGCCUCGAGGUACCUGUCUUCCAGGUCAACAAGGCUGCCGAGGACAGUGUUGACUCUGCGGAUCGGGUUUUCAUAUCUCCAAGAGGCACAGCAGUGGACCAAAUCGCGCCUAUGAUCUUCAACGCCGAUGAUCUAUCCCUGGUCUGGAGCGAUCCCAGCUAUAAGACCACAUUUGGUGUCAGAGUACAGGAAUUCAACAGCUCAGACUAUAUUACAUUCUGGCGAGGAACAGUCAAGGGCGCUGGAUAUGGAACCGGCAGCUAUAUCAUGCUUGAUCAUGAGUACAAUGUUGCUUACAACCUCACGACGAAGAACUUGACCGUUGGUGGUGACAUUCACGAAAUCCAAUUGACCGACAACGGUACCGCACUUAUGACUGCUUACGAGCCUAUGGAGUACGAUCUCACCGCCUACGACAUUGAGAACGGAUGGCUCGCAGAUUCCAUUUUCCAGGAAGUCGACAUCGCUACCAACGACCUCAUAUUCUCCUGGCGUGCGUCCGAGCAUAUUGCUCUCAACGCCUCAUACGCCGAUCCUGGUGCCACUGGUAUUUCUCAGGACAGCCCCUACGACUUCUUUCACAUCAACUCCAUCGAGAAGGAUGACUCCGGUAACUAUCUGAUCUCUGCGAGACACACCCACGGUAUCUACUACAUCAAUGGAACCAAUGGCGAUAUCGUUUGGAGCCUGGGAGGCAAGAACAACGACUUCGAGGACAAGAGCGAUGGUCAAGCAACAAACUUUGCAUGGCAGCACGAUGCACGCUGGCGCAACACCGAUCUCACAGAGAUGACUAUCUUCGACAACGGCGCUGCCGACUGGGUCAAGACUGAGAACGAGACUCGCGGUCUCUGGCUCAGCCUCAACUAUGAUGACAUGUCCGUCACCCUCAAGCAAGACUACAUCAGCCCUGAAGGCACUCUUUCCGUAUCUCAAGGAAGUGUUCAGGUACUCUCCAACAACAACGUCUUCAUGGGUUACGGUAGCAAUGGCGCUUUCGUCGAAUACACAAACGACGGCGAGGUAAUCUGGGACGUCCAAUUUGGAAUUAUCGGCAACUCAAGCGUCCAAUCCUACCGUGCAUACAAGCAAAACUGGCAAGGCUUCCCUACAUGGAACCCUAGUAUCGCUGCUACUGGAAACGCUACCGACAACACUACCGUCUACAUGUCCUGGAACGGUGCCACUGAGAUCAAGCAGUGGGCCAUCCUCGCCUCCAACUCUUCUUCUGAUCUUUCUUCUGCAGACAACCUGUGGAAGAAUGUCACAAAGACUGGUUUCGAGACCAAUGUCACCGUAGGCACCAAUGCUCGCUACGUUCGCGCUGCAGCUCUUAAUGCCGAUGGUGAAGUUCUCGGCUCCACUGGUAUCGUCGAUGUCAACGAUGGCACCCUCACUGCUUCAGACUCAAAGGUCGAUAUCGGUACCGGUGAUGCCAAUACCACUGUCACCAGCUCGUCUUCGGACUCUGAUAACAAUGCUGGCUCUAGCUCUGGUUCUAGCAGCAACAGCACAUCUUCGAGCUCUGAUAACGACAGUGCUGCUGGAAUCAUCCACGCUUCGUCUUCGCUUGCUCUGGGAGCCGCGAUGGCUGUUUUGUUCUUCUACGGACUGUAAUAAUGUGGAUACCAUUUUAGAUUUGGAGAUAAAGGU